AUCGAUCUCACUCUCGCCUCUCCGUCGCUCCCCUUCUUCCUCUCUUUCCCUCUCCUACUCCCGGUCUCGGAUCUCGGCGCUCUUUUCGGGGAAACACGGAACGCGAUGCAGGGGGUGAGUUGCUGGCCUCUGGCGGGCGGUGAGGUGGUGGCGACGGCGACUGCGGCGGCGGCGGCGGCAGGGGUUGGGGGGAAGAGGAGGGGGGCGGCGCUGUCGAUCGACGGGGCUGAGCCUCCAGAGGAGCGGAUCGAGCGGCUGAUAAUGGAGAACCCGGUGUUGAUCUUCAGCCGUCGGGGUUGCUGCAUGUGCCACGUCAUGAAGAGCCUCCUCGCCACGGUCGGGGUCCACCCUACGGUGAUCGAAUUGGAGGAGGCGGAGGAGACGGCGGCGGCGGCUUCCGCGGCCGCGGUGGGCCUGCCGGCUCUCUUCAUCGGCGGCGCUCCAGUCGGCGGUCUGGAGGGCCUGAUGGGGCUCCACCUCAGCGGCCGCCUCAUCCCCAGGCUCCGGGAUGUUGGAGCUCUCUGGGGGUAGAAGUGGUAAAUUCCCGCGAUCUCUUGAAAAUAAAAUCGUAAUUUACCAGCACGUCUGUGGAUCUGUAACUCUUUUAAUUUUUUAGAAAAGGGGGAUUGGAAGGAUUGAGUCAGAGGUUUGGGAAAGUCCCCGUUGGCGUAUGUAAAUAAACUAUAUCAGGAAAGAGGGAAGGGUAACAAGGGAAAACAAAAGGGUCGUAAAAAAAAAAAAAGUACUUUCACGUUUGCCUGCAA
Elaeis guineensis (African oil palm) is the source of this 764-nucleotide messenger RNA. Its product is annotated as glutaredoxin-C7. The record is from RefSeq and is a predicted model, not a curated record. NCBI's taxonomy places the organism in Eukaryota, Viridiplantae, Streptophyta, Magnoliopsida, Arecales, Arecaceae.